Lingula anatina is the source of this 1286-nucleotide messenger RNA. Its product is annotated as lanosterol synthase-like. Gene Ontology annotation, cellular component: lipid droplet. The record is from RefSeq and is a predicted model, not a curated record. Gene Ontology annotation, biological process: cholesterol biosynthetic process; triterpenoid biosynthetic process. NCBI's taxonomy places the organism in Eukaryota, Metazoa, Brachiopoda, Lingulata, Lingulida, Lingulidae. Gene Ontology annotation, molecular function: lanosterol synthase activity.
GCUUUUAUGGAGGCUGAAGCAUUUGAAUACCGAGAUUUCCAAAAUGGCUUGAACCAUGCUCACAAAUUUUUGAAAAAUACACAGAUAGAAGAAAAUCCUCCAGAGUAUCAGAAGAUUUACAGACAUCAGAAUAAGGGGGGCUUCCCAUUCAGCACCAGGGACUGUGGCUGGAUAGUGACUGACUGCACUGCAGAGGGACUGAAGGGAGUCAUGUUGCUGCAGGAGAAGUGUGAUUUCCUCAUGCAGACAGUCUCAGAGGAGAAGUUGUACCAGGCUGUUGAUGUGUUACUUAGCAUGAAGAAUGCAGAUGGUGGAUUUGCCACUUAUGAAACCACAAGGGGUGGAAAGCUCCUAGAGUUACUUAAUCCUUCUGAAGUGUUUGGUGACAUCAUGAUAGACUAUACCUAUGUGGAGUGUACCUCUGCCUCUAUGCAGUCAUUAGAACACUUCACUUCCCAGUACCCAGCUUACAGAACUGAAGAGAUACGGCAAACAUUAGAAUCUGGCCUCCAGUAUGUGAAGAGUAAACAAAGGAAUGAUGGGUCAUGGGAAGGGUCAUGGGGAGUGUGUUUCACCUAUGGUACUUGGUUUGGUCUAGAGGCAUUUGCUGCAAUGGGAUACAGAUAUGAUACAGAAAAUGUUCCACCUGAAGUGAGAAAAGCGUGCAAUUUCCUCAUCUCCAAGCAGAUGGCAGAUGGGGGCUGGGGGGAGAACUUUGAGUCGUGUGAGCUCAGAGAGUACGUCCAGUCAGACACAUCACAGGUGGUCAACACGUGCUGGGCAUUGCUUGGACUCAUGGCAGUGAGAUACCCAGAUGUUGCCUUGAUAGAACGUGGUAUACGAGUGAUCAUGCAGCGACAGCUGGACAAUGGCGACUGGCCACAGGAGAACAUCAGUGGUGUCUUCAACAAGUCCUGUGCUAUCAGCUACACCAGUUACCGCAAUGUGUUUCCAAUAUGGACUCUUGGGAGAUUUGCCAGAAAAUAUAAGAUGAGCUCAUUAGCAAAUUGACAAUGCUGGAUGCAAUAGGCUUUAUGAGUUCUUUUCAAAAUUUUUCAAAUUUAUUUAUUUGCUGUUAUUUUUAUUUUUUUACUGUGCCCUUCUCAGAAUAUAAUGGUCCAUGUGGUCAUGUCUCUGAACUUAUUGGAAGAUAUUUCAAGUGAAGACACUUGGCAGUAUUAUUUUGGACUUUCAAGUGUACAGUAUCUCUGAAGUGUAAAGAAUAAAGUUAAAUGACAGUCUGGUAAACUCAACACGUGGUUGUUUUCAAUUGGAUCUGACGUCAU